AUGCUACUUUUGAGACCAGCAAUCUCAUCCGACAAAGAAGAAAUACCUGAUCUCAACCUACCUGCUUCGCUUGAAGAGGCUGCUAUACCAAAGCACAGCGCGGCAAAAGCUCAAAACAAAGCUUCUGUAGAAAUUUUUACGAAUAAAUUCCACAAUGACAAGGGAGUACCUGUUGAAAUGAGACCAGUUCCAGAAUAUCUCGUUGGAACUGGUCUAUUUCAAAGCAAGAAAUCUGUUUCGAUCAGUGGGAAAAGAUAUUAUAGCGAUGAGCAACGAAAGGAAUGGCAGAUUUUAAAGAAACAACAAAGAAGCUUACAAAGUGGUGACGUAAGAAAAGCAAUUCACAGGAAAGAAUAUCAUCGAAAGAGAAAAAAAAUAGAAGCAAUGGAGCCCCAACUCCGAGCAGAGCAUAAUGCUCGACAACAGAUUAAAAAUCAAGAAAACCUUUCCAUCAUAUGCUCCCUUGCAUAUGCAACAAAAGAGCCUAUACCAGAUCUAAACAUUCCUCUAUCUAUGGAAGAUUAUACGGAGAAAGAUGUUGGAACGCAAAAAGGAAAGCGGAAGCGAAAAACCUCUAUACAAGCAAUUGAUAAACCAUUACAUACAAUGACUAACCGAAAACACAAGAAUAUAAAAGUUAUGUCUUCUCAGAAAAAUCAAGUUUUGAUCAAUGGCAACUUGUUUUAUAGUGACUUACAAAGAAAGAAAUGGAGAGAAAGCAAACAAGUGGCAAGAGAACGUCUUAAACAAGUUUUGCCGACUAAAGAAUUACGGAAAUUAUGGAAAGCAAAACAAAGAAAAUAUCGAGGUAAGCUGAGUAAAGAAAAGAGAGAGGAAAUCAAUAAAAAGCGUCGUGUUCAAAGGGGAGGAAAGAAAAUAUCGACGCUUUACUUCUUACUUUAUAGAUUGCUAGCAGCCAUGAUUUCAAUCCUCAUCUGGUGGCUCGCUUUAGACUUUAUUUGUCCAUUUCUGGCAAUGAAGCAUAAUAUACCAGACUUGAAUCACUCUCCACCUUCUUCCCCUGAGACGAAUGAGGUCAGUGCAAAAGAGCAUUUUCAAGAUGCCGAGAAGACUAGGCUGGAAAGUCGUUUUAGAUCACAUCACAGCUUGCAUGGGAUAGGAUCCGGUGAAAGUUCAACAUUUCGAGAAAGAAGACAUGAUGGCCAAACCACAAGUCAUCAUUUUGAUUCUGUUGACCAAUCUUCAAUAGCUGGAUUUGCAGGAGCACUGCCUUCUUUCAGCCUGCAAUCAGAUAAGAGUGCAAAUGUUCCACAAGGCGUGGAAAAACGAACUACAGAUGACGAACAUCAGAGAAUCAAGACCGAGAAGAUCAAAGCAAAGUGGAGGAGAGUACAAAAGAGAAGACGAAAGAAUAUGACUAAAGAACAAAAGAAGCAAGAGUCAGAUAAAAAUUAUGAGCGAUAUAAAGAUCGGAUGUGUAAAAUUAAAGACGACAGGGGUGACUGUUUACACAUCCUGCAACCUUUUCCUAUACACAAGAGCGAUGAAGAAUAUGAAAAAGAACGUGAGAGAAAGAAUAGAAAUCAAAGAAAUUAUCUAAAGAGACUCAAAGUGAAAAAUACAAACACAAAAUCAAGAAAGAACACUUCAUAG
Molecule: messenger RNA, 1614 nt
Organism: Meira miltonrushii
Lineage: Eukaryota; Fungi; Basidiomycota; Exobasidiomycetes; Exobasidiales; Brachybasidiaceae
Exons: 5
Coding region: 1-1614 (537 amino acids)
Source: RefSeq, a predicted model, not a curated record